Messenger RNA from Ziziphus jujuba (common jujube), 1327 nucleotides. Its product is annotated as 25.3 kDa vesicle transport protein SEC22-1. The transcript is spliced from 6 exons. Lineage: Eukaryota; Viridiplantae; Streptophyta; Magnoliopsida; Rosales; Rhamnaceae. Gene Ontology annotation, cellular component: Golgi membrane; endoplasmic reticulum membrane; endoplasmic reticulum-Golgi intermediate compartment. Bases 223 to 879 code for a protein of 218 amino acids. Gene Ontology annotation, molecular function: SNAP receptor activity. Gene Ontology annotation, biological process: retrograde vesicle-mediated transport, Golgi to endoplasmic reticulum; vesicle fusion with Golgi apparatus; endoplasmic reticulum to Golgi vesicle-mediated transport. The record is from RefSeq and is a predicted model, not a curated record.
UCCACGCGUUCGCUCUAAACGUACAACCUGGAUCUCUUCUCUUGUCUCUCUUUCUCAGAAGGAGAUCUUAUACAAAUCCAACCCUCCUCAUUUACUCAAAACCCCUUCUCCUCCAAUUUUUCCUUUCUCUUUGUCCUUCACAUUUCUCCGUCGUCCUCACCGUCCCUCUGUUCAAUGCAGUAGCCAGUUCAUUUUAAAUAGCUGGGAACUUGUAAAGCGAAGAUGGUGAAGCUGACGAUGAUUGCUCGUGUUACUGAUGGUCUUCCACUAGCUGAGGGACUGGAUGAUGGCCGCGAUAUGCAAGAUGCAGAAUUCUAUAAACAGCAAGUGAAGGCUUUGUUUAAGAACCUUUCUAGAGGCCAUAAUGAAGCUUCAAGAAUGUCGAUUGAAACUGGUCCUUACAUUUUCCAUUACAUCAUCGAAGGGCGUGUGUGUUACUUGACAAUGUGUGACCGUGCCUAUCCAAAGAAACUUGCCUUUCAAUACCUUGAAGACCUUAAGAAUGAAUUUGAACGUGUUAAUGGUGCUCAAAUUGAAACUGCUGCCAGACCCUAUGCCUUCAUUAAAUUUGAUACAUUCAUACAGAAAACAAAGAAGUUGUACCAGGACACUCGCACUCAGCGAAAUAUUGCAAAGCUGAAUGAUGAACUCUAUGAAGUCCACCAAAUAAUGACCCGUAAUGUUCAGGAAGUGUUGGGUGUUGGUGAAAAAUUGGACCAGGUCAGUCAAAUGUCCAGUCGUUUAACAUCAGAAUCACGCAUAUACGCUGAUAAGGCAAGAGAUCUAAAUCGACAGGCUUUAAUUCGGAAGUGGGCCCCUGUUGCCAUUGUGCUUGGAGUUGUCUUCCUCCUCUUCUGGGUCAAAACAAAGAUCUGGUGAUCACUUUAUCAUUGUACUUAACGUUGUCACAUUUCUCCUGGGCUUCACUUCAUUGCUGUAGGCUGGUUCUGGCUACUUGUUACACAUGGAGACUUCAGAUUGGGUGCCUGAUCCUCCUGAAAUAUGAUGUUUCGAGGUCAUCUUAGUUGAUGGCUAGGAUUGUUGAGAUAACUAGCUCUUUAAGAGCCAAUAGCGAAUGGGGACUUAUAUGACUUAGUGGAAGAGAAAACCAUUGGUAUCAAAUGACUCAAAAUAUGAUAUCAUAGUUCUAUUAAAAGUGAAUAGAUUUUCUAUUUUUUUUUCCCUAUAAAUCUGUAUUGUUGAUUUUAUUCUCUUUGAGAGUCAUCAUUUAAGUAUGACUGUAGACAUCAGAACAUGUUAUUUCCUGUCAAAAUCUGAUGCUGGACUUAAAAUGCAACUUAGCAACCAGAGUGACGAAAUUUCAUAA